This is a messenger RNA of Phaeodactylum tricornutum CCAP 1055/1, 552 nucleotides long. RefSeq lists its product with no specific name. The record is from RefSeq and is a predicted model, not a curated record. Lineage: Eukaryota; Bacillariophyta; Bacillariophyceae; Surirellales; Neidiaceae. Bases 1 to 552 code for a protein of 183 amino acids. Gene Ontology annotation, cellular component: cytosol. The transcript has 2 exons.
AUGUCGAUUAUCACAGGGACUCGCUUUACCGAAAAACUCAAAGCCUCCUCGGGCGAGCAGUGGAACCGCGUGGUUACGCACAGAUUUACAAAGGAACUUGCCGCAGGGACAAUCGAUCGGGAAGUGCUGAAAAAGUAUCUAGUCCAAGACCAUCGUUUUCUCGACGAUUUCGUUGUUCUCUUGGCGUCGAUCGUGGCCAACGCUCGCAGCCUAAGCGAUCGCAUCCCGGCCUGUCAAUUUCUUGCCCUCAUUACAGCAAAAGAAAACACGUAUUUUGAAAGAUGCUUUGAAAGCAUGAACUGUUCCUCAGAAGAACGGAAAACGAUUCCCGACGCUGCGUGUACGACCGGAUUUUGCAAUCUUAUGCGGCAGGUCGCCCAAAACGGCACUCUGGGCGAAAUGCUGUCGGUGAUCGUGGUAUGCGAAUGGACAUAUAUGUCGUGGGCAGACUUGGUGAAGGAUGUGACUGUUCGUGAGGACUUCACUACUUAUGAGUGGGUGGACUUGCAUUCCGGUCCUGAAUUUGAAGGGGUUGUAUCGGAAUAUGAUUGA